AUGCAAUUAGUUAAACUACCACCAAAUUCCAAAGUAGCGGUAAUAGGUGCGGGUAUUUCCGGCCUAUCAUUUAGCUAUUUUUUAAGCAAAUUAAGACCAGAUUUGAAAAUCAAAAUCUAUGAAUCUAAAAAUAGGUGCGGUGGUUGGAUUAAUAGUGCUAGAACAAAAUUGAACACAAAUAGCAAUAAAACAGGAGGGGAAAUUCUAUUAGAAAAGGGACCACGAACAUUAAGGGGUGUUAGCGAUGGUACUGUAUUAAUUAUUGACAUUUUGCAAAAAUUGGGCUUGGAAAAUGAAAUUAAAUGCAUUGAAAGCAAUUCAGAAGCCAACAAAAAAUAUAUUUUAGAUGUUAACAAGAAAUUGUGCCAAGUUCCACCCACAGGCUUGAAAAGUUUCUUACACUUUAUUACUAAUCCAAUGAGCAAAGGUCUUUUGACUGGGAUAUUGGGAGAACCCUUUCGUUCGCCGUCUAAAGUGCAAGAUGAAACAGCUUACGAUUUUUUAAAAAGAAGAUUUGGCAAUACUUAUAUUGCUGAUAAUUUGUUCAGUGCAAUUUUUCAUGGUAUCUAUGCAGGUGACAUUAAACAAUUGAGUGUUAAUUGUACUUUAAAUAAGUUGGCUCAAAUGGAAAAAGAUUAUGGCUCGAUACUGAGGGCUGUCUACCACAAACGUAAUGCUAAACCUGAAAAAUCGUUAGUUUUAUCACAAUAUAAUGAGAAAUUUUGCGGCAAUUCUGCUGAAAUCGAUGAAAUCUCACAAUUAAACACUUUUUUAUCAAAAUAUCCAGCUUUAGGUUUAAAAAAUGGCUUAAGCACCUUGCCCAAUAGUUUAGAAUCCUACAUACUAAAAAAUCCAAAUGUAGAAAUUCAAUAUGGAAAGCAUAUUGAAAACUUCAAAUUAUUGAACCAUGAUAAGACUAACGCUCAGAAAAAGGCAGCUGUUGAAUUAGAUGGUGGUAAAGAAUUGUUUGAUCACAUACAUAUUACCGUACCAACAGCUAAACUUUUCUCUAAAUGUGAAAAUAUUGAUAAGGAUUUCAUUUUAAAAUUAGAAAAAUUAAAAUCGGCUAGUGUUAUAUUAGUUAACUAUUAUUUGCCAAAUAAAGAUGUUAUAUUUAGAAACCAUGGAUUUGGGUACUUAGUACCACAAUCGGUAACAAACCAUGAGUCUUUGUUGGGUGUUAUUUUUGAUUCAUGUAUUGAGCAAAGUUUUCAACCAUUAUUUGGCGCUAGAAGCGAAAUCCCAAGCCCUAAUCCACCUUAUACUAAAUUAACAGCAAUGUUGGGUGCAAAUCAUUCUUUUGUUGACUCUUUAUCAACUGCUGCCGUCGAUAAUGCUGGAGUGCCAUCACCUUCACUAGUUAAAGGAAUUGUAAAAGAAUGUUUUAAAGAACAUUUAGGUAUUGACGAGAAAGAUUUAGAAAAUGGACACUGGGAAGUUACCCUUGCCUCUAAUGCCAUUCCUCAAUAUUAUGUUGGCUACAAUCAUACUGACUUGGAGUCUAAAUUACCUUUAAAUGUGGUUACCGUUGGUGGUAUGAAAUUUAGUAAGGGUCCUGGUGUUCCUGACGUGGUGGUAAAAUCAUUUGAAACGGCUCUUGGUUUGGCAUAA
Messenger RNA from Saccharomycodes ludwigii, 1611 nucleotides. It is a transcript of the gene HEM14, whose product is annotated as oxygen-dependent protoporphyrinogen oxidase. Gene Ontology annotation, cellular component: mitochondrial inner membrane. The transcript has a single exon. Gene Ontology annotation, molecular function: protoporphyrinogen oxidase activity, oxygen as acceptor. The record is from RefSeq and is a predicted model, not a curated record. Gene Ontology annotation, biological process: heme biosynthetic process. Lineage: Eukaryota; Fungi; Ascomycota; Saccharomycetes; Saccharomycodales; Saccharomycodaceae. The coding region runs from base 1 to 1611 and encodes 536 amino acids.